AUGACUUAUUACUCUAUUGUUAUUAUUAUCGAUUCAAUAUCUGGUGAUAUAGCACUUCUCUGGCUAGAUUUCAUUGAGAACAGUAAACCCAUUAAACAAUGGGUUUAUUAUUUGCGAAAAUCUGAAUCCUCAAAGCAAGCGUGGGCAAGUGAGGACAUAAAUUUCAGCUGGACCGCAAAUUGUGGUAUUAUUAUCUUGGGAAAGCUGCUACCACCCUCCAAUGUUUUCAAAAAUGACCACAGUAACAAUAACAAGAUUUUUGUUGAAUUUGAAUACAUUAGCUGGGAUAGAUUAUUGGUCUUUUGGCGCGGACCCUACAAUGCUUUUUGA
Messenger RNA from Phycomyces blakesleeanus NRRL 1555(-), 330 nucleotides. RefSeq lists its product as hypothetical. The coding region runs from base 1 to 330 and encodes 109 amino acids. The record is from RefSeq and is a predicted model, not a curated record. The transcript is spliced from 4 exons. NCBI's taxonomy places the organism in Eukaryota, Fungi, Mucoromycota, Mucoromycetes, Mucorales, Phycomycetaceae.